This is a messenger RNA of Zophobas morio, 1546 nucleotides long. Its product is annotated as endoplasmic reticulum-Golgi intermediate compartment protein 2. Gene Ontology annotation, cellular component: membrane; endoplasmic reticulum; COPII-coated ER to Golgi transport vesicle. NCBI's taxonomy places the organism in Eukaryota, Metazoa, Arthropoda, Insecta, Coleoptera, Tenebrionidae. The coding region runs from base 336 to 1472 and encodes 378 amino acids. The transcript is spliced from 6 exons. The record is from RefSeq and is a predicted model, not a curated record. Gene Ontology annotation, biological process: retrograde vesicle-mediated transport, Golgi to endoplasmic reticulum; endoplasmic reticulum to Golgi vesicle-mediated transport.
AUACCAAUACAGCGAAUAAUUGAGUUGAUGUGGCAGACACCCAGACACACACUAUUUAAACGUUUUAGCAUUUACUAUUUAUGCAUUAAAUUACUGCCGUGUAAAUUGAUUGUCGUUCAGGUUUAAGCCCCUUACUGCAUGUGUCAGGGGUUCCUCUGGCAUCUGAGGUGGUGUUCCUUAGUAUCAAGUGUAUUCUACUAAGGUUUCUAACCUAAAAAUCGGCACUAUUUGUUUAUAGUGUAACGUUCAACGUUGCCUGAUGCUGGUAUUUACAUUUAUUUAAUACAUAUUUUCGUUUCAACUGACAAGAAUACCAAGUAAUUUUUUUAUUAAAAAUGGAAACCGAAAAAGUAACCAUGCUAAGAUACAGAGGAUCAAAAUUUAGUAAAGUUAAAAAGAUAGAUAUUUUUCCAAAAGUGGAGGAAACGUUUAAGGAAAAGUCAUCUGUGGGCGGAACCUUUUCAGUAUUUAGUUUUAUUUUAAUUGUUUGGCUAGUGUACUCUGAGACUAAAUAUUACAUGGAUAGUAAAUUUAUUUUCAAGUUUUCACCAGAUGUUGAUUUUGAUGCAAAGUUAAAAAUUAAUGUGGAUAUUACAAUAGCUAUGCCUUGUUCAAAUUUGGGUGCUGAUAUUUUGGAUUCCACCAAUCAAAAUGCAUACAAAUUUGGGUCUUUGGAAGAGGAAGAUACCUGGUUUGAGCUAGCACCAAAUCAAAGAGCUCAUUUUGAUAAUAAGAAACACUUUAACUCAUACUUAAGAGAAGAGUAUCAUGCUGUUAAGGACUUGUUAUGGAAGAGUAGUUUUUCGACAAUGUUUGGACAUAUGCCAGAUAGAAAUAAAGUUCCAAACACUCCACAUGAUGCUUGUCGAAUACAUGGAUCUUUAAUCUUAAAUAAAGUGUCUGGGAAUUUUCACAUUACUGCUGGAAAAAGUUUAAACCUGCCUAGAGGUCAUAUACAUAUAAGUGCAUUUAUGAGUGAAAGGGACUAUAAUUUCACUCACAGAAUAGACCGUUUUAGCUUUGGAGAUCCUAGCCCUGGAAUAGUACACCCUUUAGAAGGAGAUGAGUUAAUAACACACAAUGGAAUGACACUAUUUAAUUAUUUUAUUGAAGUAGUACCAACCAGUGUGAAAACAUUUUUAACUACUGUAGAUACAUAUCAGUAUAGUGUGAAAGAACUUAACAGACCCAUUGAUCAUGAUAAAGGUAGUCAUGGCAUGCCAGGAAUAUUUUUUAAGUAUGAUAUGUCUGCAUUAAAAGUCACUGUAAACCAAGAAAGGGAUCACUUGGGUAUGUUUUUAGCAAGAUUAUGUUCAAUAAUUGGAGGCAUAUAUGUAUGUUCAGGGUUUCUAAAUAAUUUGGUGCAAUUUUGUUACAAUUUUAUAAUGUGUAAUUGGGGACGCCCAACAAACCAAAAUGAAAGCAAUUUAAAAUCCAACAAAGUUCCUGAUGUUGUACCUGUUGCUUUGUGAUAAAACUUUUUUAUUUAUUUAACCUUGUUCUGUUGAUAAUUCUUGGAUACUAUUAAAAUGAAAUGAUGUACAUA